This is a messenger RNA of Adelges cooleyi (spruce gall adelgid), 3196 nucleotides long. RefSeq names its product NHL repeat-containing protein 2-like. The transcript has 11 exons. Lineage: Eukaryota; Metazoa; Arthropoda; Insecta; Hemiptera; Adelgidae. Gene Ontology annotation, molecular function: protein binding. The record is from RefSeq and is a predicted model, not a curated record. Bases 256 to 2949 code for a protein of 897 amino acids.
CUCCUACCGAUCCUAGCUUCAACAGUACCCGUAUAACGAAUAAACCUCCCUACGGCGACUGCUGCAGAGAACUUUUCGUGUAAUGUGUAUGUUAUUUUGAAAAUUGUAAUUCGAAUUUCGAUAGCAGACUGAAAUCUCAAGAACUCGGCGUUUUGCUACACAUAAAUACGUAAAUACAAUAAUUACGUUUUGCUUUUGAAUUGUAUUUUCUCAAACUUUAGACAAUUUUAUUUUGUAAUUCGUCCUCUAGCCACUAUGGAUCGGGUACUAGAGAUCUCGUCGGUUUUUGUUGAUCUCUUUAAUUCCACAGCAGGAUCGGCAAACUCCAAUUUGGAUGUAAAUGUCAACAAAGACGGCAGCAAUUGCACUACGGACGACGAUACCGUAGACAUCCCUUCUCAUUUACGAGAAACUACCGAAGAUUAUAUUCAAAAAAUGUUAACGGCGUGUAAUGCAAGCUCAGGAGCACAGACAUCUGGAUCGCAACAAGGAAUGCGAGUCAAUGAGUUCAAACCUAAUCUCGAUUGGUUCAAUUGUAAAGAGCCUUUACUAUUUCAUAAGCAUUUACGUGGAAAAUUGGUUUUACUUCAUUUUUGGACGUAUUGUUGUGUCAAUUGCCAACACAUGAUUCCUAUUCUUGAAAAGCUAGAAAAAAAAUUUACUGUCGAACAAGGACUCGUAAUUAUCAGUGUUCACAGUGCGAAGUUUCCUCACGAAUUGAACAGCGUAAAUGUACAACACGCUGUCAAACGAUACGGAAUGACGCAUCCGAUAGUGAACGACACGGAGUCGACCAUGUGGAACGAUCUUGCUUGCUGUUGUUGGCCAACUUGUAUAAUAGUAGGCCCGCUGGGUGAGCCAAUGUUGGUCGUUCAAGGAGAGCAGUUUCACAGCAAGCUUUUGCAAACUUUUAUAUCUUCUUCUCUUGAGAUUUUAAAAGCGGCAGAUUUGAUAAGUGGACAUCAGAUUGAAGGAAUCGAGGUGGACACCCACUUUAUGGGGAGUGGAGGAAAAAACGCAGCUGUCCCUCCAAAUGCGAGCCCGUUACUCUAUCCGGGAAAAGUUACGGCCACCGUUGUUCAAAAAAGUAAUAAAAAUUCCGACAUACUAGUCGCAGUUUCGGACAGUGGACACCAUCGUAUAAUUGUAUGCAAUAUCCGAGGAUACGUCAAGUGUGUGAUUGGUGGAGGUAGUGAUCCUCUUAAGCCGUCGUCUGACAAUCAUGGUUUCAAAGACGGAGGAUUUAGAGAAGCGUUAUUUAAAAAUCCUCAGGGACUUUGUUUCGGAGAAACACAUGAUGUAUUAUAUGUAGCCGACACAGAAAAUCAUGCCAUACGAAUGGUGGAUUUAAAACUGAAAACGGUCAAAACAGUUGCGGGCAACGGACAAAUGCUUCUGCCGGCCAACAUGGAUGUAAAAAAUUCUGCAGCAAGCAACCCAAAUUCGGGACUGUGUCCUUUUGGCGGUGCUAUGUGGACCAUACAACGUUUGAACACUCCGUGGGACGUGUUGUAUGUGGAACGUUUACGUGCCGUCAUUAUUGCCAUGGCAGGUUCGCAUCAGCUAUGGGCGUUAUUUCUCGAUAAAACUACACAAGGAACGAACAAGUCAAAAUGGUGCGGCAAAGGCCUGUGUGUUUGUGUAGCCGGUUCGGGAAAAGAAGAAAAUCGUAACAAUUCUUACAACGCUCUGAGAGCUUCUUUCGCUCAACCGUCCGGUUUGUGUUUGGCAGUGACCGGAGGCUAUCAGAAUUAUCAACAAGACGAUAGUCAACCCCAGUACAAUUACCACCAGAAUCUUUCAGUGUUUGUUGCGGACGCCGAGUCUUCAACAAUCCGCCGUGUGUAUUUAGACACCGGAAACAGUAAUAAUUCCAGUGCGCCUGCAAGCACUCGCUGUUGCACCAGAGUAUUGAACGUUUGUGGUGGAUCGCCUGACCCGACGGACUUGUUUAGCUAUGGAGACAUAGACGGACCGGCUGGUACCAAUAGCCGCCUCCAACAUCCGAUGGCUGUUGCGUGGAACCGAAAAAGAAACACUCUGUACGUGGCCGAUACGUACAACAACAAGGUGAAGUGCGUAACCGGCAUAGUUGGAGGAGGCAGCGUGCACAAUGCAAAUUCUACCGACCCCAAUUUGAGUGCAAAAGGAAAUGUCCAUGCUUUACCGCUCCCGGUUAAAUUAAACGAACCAAAUGGUUUGUAUUUCGUGGAAAACAAAAACGGACAGCACCAAGAUGAAACUAAUACUGACAAUGGCAGCUUAUUGUUGAUAGCCGACACAAACUCGCAUACGAUCUAUGCUUAUAAUUUCAACUCUUACGUUACCAAAAAACUUAAAUUCGAAUUCCCGUUGAUCGAAGAACCGAAAAACGUAGUAGGAAACGCACGAGUGAGACUUUCGAACAACGGAAGCGCUCCGGCCCAGUUGAUGGUUCGCGGUCGAGUGUCGUGGCCGUCGCAGGUGACCAACGAAAGCGACAGCGUUGAAAAAGUUUCGCCGCCGUUGAAAUGGACCCUACAAAUGCCAGAUAAUACGUGGGAAUCGAAAGAAAUCAAAAGUCCGGCCAACGUCGGAACGCAGUCUACCGAUUUUAAGUAUUUGAUCCGUAUGCCGGUGAACCAGCGAGAAGGCUCGACAGAAGGUGACGCCGGAGAGUACACGGCAGACGAUAACGGAGAAUACGAUUGCGACGAAGAACCUCAAAUUAUUAUACUGAGAUGCGAAACCAGCAUUUGCACUACGGACACCGAUAUGGGUCCCGUGUGCUUGCCCGUUCAAUUCGAUUUCGUCGUAGAGGUGCGCUUCACUGCGAGCAAGGACGCUCCAUUGGCGGCAGACGCAUACUUUCCGCACACGGUCCAAGUGCCGGGCGUCGAGUCAAACUCUAAGGCGAACGCUGCCAAAACGCCAAGUUCAAGUAAUAAUACUGAAAGCAGCAAAACGUAAAAUGAACUCUUAAAUAUUCGGUUGAUUAAUUUUAUUCGAUACAAUUAUAACUAUUUAAUAAUAGUAAAUAAUAUUAAACUAUUUUUUUUUUUUUUUUUUACUUUUAUCUUUUGUGACAACUAUAAAUCGUCGACGACUGCGUGUUUGUAAAUUAAUAUUUAACAGACAAAUUGAAAAUUAUUUUAUUUAAAAACAAUUGCAUACUUGCAUUUCAAACAAAUUGCAUUUCCACCAUGUACACAUUUAG